This is a messenger RNA of Leptinotarsa decemlineata (Colorado potato beetle), 1784 nucleotides long. It is a transcript of the gene Lim3, whose product is annotated as Lim3 homeobox protein. Gene Ontology annotation, molecular function: DNA-binding transcription factor activity, RNA polymerase II-specific; zinc ion binding; RNA polymerase II transcription regulatory region sequence-specific DNA binding. Gene Ontology annotation, biological process: regulation of transcription by RNA polymerase II; neuron differentiation. Lineage: Eukaryota; Metazoa; Arthropoda; Insecta; Coleoptera; Chrysomelidae. The record is from RefSeq and is a predicted model, not a curated record. Gene Ontology annotation, cellular component: nucleus.
GAAGUCGACGCGAGUCCUGUGAUAAGUGCGAAAAACAUGAUCAGUGGAGAUCGAGACGAGAAGAACGGGCUGGAUAUCGAAAUGUUUAGGGUUCCACCAAUUUCGAUCGAUGAUAUACCUGAUAUGCUGUUGACAACCAUUCCAAAAUGUGGCGGUUGCCACGAACUUAUCCUCGAUAGAUUCAUUUUGAAAGUGGCAGAUAGAACUUGGCAUGCCAAAUGCCUUCAGUGUAGUGACUGUCGAGUGCAAUUGACGGAUAAGUGCUUCGCAAGAAAUGGACAACUUUUUUGCAAGGAAGAUUUCUUCAAUGGGUGCAGACGAUUUGGCACAAAGUGUGCUGGCUGUGAGCUGGGUAUCCCGCCCACGCAGGUCGUCAGAAGGGCCCAAGACAACGUCUACCACCUUCAGUGUUUCUCCUGCGUCAUGUGUGCCAGGCAGCUCAACACGGGAGACGAAUUUUACCUCAUGGAAGACAGGAAACUGGUGUGCAAACCCGACUACGAAGCAGCCAAAACGAAAGCUGCAGAAUGUUUAGAUGGUGACCAACCCAACAAAAGGCCUCGGACGACAAUAACAGCAAAACAACUAGAAACAUUGAAAACAGCUUAUAACAAUAGCCCUAAACCUGCAAGACAUGUCAGGGAGCAGCUUAGUCAAGAUACAGGAUUGGAUAUGAGAGUAGUGCAAGUCUGGUUCCAAAACAGGAGAGCGAAAGAAAAACGAUUAAAGAAAGAUGCAGGAAGAACGAGAUGGAGCCAGUACUUCAGAUCCAUGAAAGGUGGUUCUUCACCAAGACACGAUAAACUAUUGGAUAAGGACGAAAUGAAAGUGGACCUAGACAGCUUCAGUCAUCAUGAUCUCAGCGACGACAGUUAUGGAACAGUUGUGAACAUGGGACUAGACCAAGAUGGUUCGUCGCCACACAAUGGAAUUGGAAGGCCCUCGUUUCUGCAUGGGGCUUCUUCACCGUCCUUUUUACCUGGGCAUACUCCUCCACAUGGGCAUGACCAUUUCUCUCCGUAUCCAGACCAACUGUCGGUUUACGCCAGCCUAGGUCAAGGAGGACCAGGAAUGUUAUCACACAAUAUGCCACCUGGUGCCGAUACCGAUAUUAGCAACGACAGCAGUCCACGAGGUUAUCCCGACUUUCCUCCAAGUCCAGAUUCGUGGUUGGGAGAACCGUCCAGCGCACACUACUGACCCUUCAAUAGACCAACUAUCAAAUUUAUGUUACCAAAAAUGAAACUGAUAUCAGAAGUAGUUUCAUAUCUGUAUUCAUGUCUCAUGAUACAUGUGUUUCUGUGCACAAUAACCAGUCAAUUUCAAAGAAUUUAUGUACAAAAUUUUCUUUCAGUGAAAUCUUGAAGUUGGCUGUGAAUGAGAGUUGUUCCUGUUGUCUCCUUACGGGUUGAGGAGGUUUCCACAUUAGUCUGUCAAGAAAUAUGUCAAUUGGUUGAAAAUCCCAAGAUGCGGUUGGAAAGGUGUUAACUGAGAAGUAUUCCUCUACAGAUUUACGUGUUAUCACAGUUUAAAACCCAUUGGAAAUUAUUACAGUUGAUGAAAAUCCGUGAAACAUUUCCAUCAACAGUAUAUUUUCAUUCACCACAAGUUACGUCAAUAGUCAAACAUUUUCAAAAAUUCAUAUACUAGAAUCGUUAGAAAAACAUCAGUUCAUAUUUUUCAACAUCGCUUUUGCGAGCCACAUUAAUGAUUUCCGCCAUUAAUAUAUUAAUAUCGUUACAUAAAUGAAGACUGAGAGACAAGAACGUAUACAUUCUCCUAGA